Messenger RNA from Oryza brachyantha (malo sina), 1689 nucleotides. Its product is annotated as probable ADP-ribosylation factor GTPase-activating protein AGD11. The record is from RefSeq and is a predicted model, not a curated record. Gene Ontology annotation, molecular function: phospholipid binding; GTPase activator activity. Bases 323 to 1459 code for a protein of 378 amino acids. The transcript is spliced from 9 exons. Lineage: Eukaryota; Viridiplantae; Streptophyta; Magnoliopsida; Poales; Poaceae.
UCGCUCGCCAUCCACGCAGGCGCAGCUGGAAGAAGAUUAAACAAACAAAAAAAUAAAAAAAGAAGAAGAACACGACGCUGCAAACCAAAUCCUCCUCGGCGGCAGGGCAGAUCGCCGGCCGAAGACGAAGACUUCCCUCCCGCUGCAUUUCUUUAAUCCACUCGAUCUGAGCUGCUGCACCCCCCGCGAAUCCAAUCGAAUUCCCGCCGAUUUUAUUAUUGCGAGGUGGUGGGUGUGUGUGUGUUUGUGUGAUGAUGGAUCCCCACAUUCUCGUCUCGUCCCCUCCCAUCGCGAGGUUGUGAUGUAGGAGAGGAAUAAGAUCAUGGAGGGGCACAACCCCGUGCACCAGCACCAGUUCGUUGAUAGCCCCAAGCCGCAGCGCAACACGAGGAAAAUCUGCGGGAUGGCUACCAAGAUGGAUGCCAAUGACAACCGCAAUCACCCAGGUCCAGUUGGUACAGCAGAGAGAUUAGAGCAUCUUUUGAACCAACCAGCAAAUAAAAUUUGUGCCGAUUGUGGUGCUCCAGAUCCCAAAUGGGUGUCAUUGACUUUUGGUGUGUUUAUUUGCAUCAAGUGUUCCGGAGCUCAUAGAAGUCUUGGGGUGCAUAUAUCCAAGGUUGUCUCAGUAAAGCUAGAUGAGUGGACAGAUGAACAGGUUGAUAUUUUAGCUGAUUCAGGUGGAAAUGCUGCAGUUAACAUGAUAUACGAGGCAUUUAUACCUGAAAACUGCAUAAAGCCAAGGCAAGAUUGCUCAACAGAGGAGCGUAGUGACUUUAUUAGGAAAAAAUAUGAACUUCAACAAUUUUUGUCCAACACCCAGCUUACUUGCUAUUCACAAAAGAGCGGGAAACAUCGUCAUCAGAUGCAGCAUAACAGUUCAAAUCGACAUGGCUUAGGACAUGCUUUCAGGAACAGCUGGAGGAGAAAAGAGCAUGAGCAUAAAUCAUUGAAGAAACCAGUGGAGAUGGGUAUGGUAGAAUUUGUUGGAUUAAUUAAGGUCAAUGUCAUAAGAGGGACAAAUCUAGCUGUUCGUGAUAUGAUGUCGAGCGACCCUUAUGUUAUCCUUAACCUUGGACACCAGUCAAUGAAAACAAAGGUGAUUAAGAGCAGCUUGAAUCCUGUAUGGAACGAAAGGCUCAUGCUAUCGAUACCUGAUCCUAUACCUAUGCUUAAACUGCAAGUCUAUGACAAGGACACAUUCACAACCGAUGACCGAAUGGGGGAGGCCGAGAUUAACAUUCAACCGCUGGUUUCUGCAGCCAAGGCAUACGAGACCUCCCUUGUCUCUGAUACUGCACAGCUCAACAGAUGGCUGGCAAAAGACGGCAUCCGGAUCCCGAGGGACAGUGUGAUCUCCAUCGUCGAUGGCAAGGUGAAGCAGGAGGUGACCGUCAGGCUUCAGAAUGUCGAGCGUGGCCAGCUUGAGAUGGAGCUGGAGUGCGUCCCGCUCACUCAAUAGCUAUGCCUGCAGAAUAGAUUGCUGAUGCUCUCUAAACAUUCUGAUAUCAGCAUCAGAACAUGAUUACACGAACAUAUUCUUUGCAACACUUGGGACUUGCAUGUGUAACUACUGUGAUAACUUAGAAUUGAACCAUACAUUCAAGGUUGUCCAUGGCUCCAUGCAUCAGAUAUACCUGUAAAGUUGGGAAGGGGUACAGGGAAGUGAUUUGUCCAGUAAAUUUGGGAUCA